AUGGCAACACGGCGACUUUUCAAGUUACCGAGUUAGAAGCUCAUUUACGUCCAUUAGGAAGUAGUCAGUCGCUCCUAGCAACGCAAAACAACAUGGCGGAGGUCACUCCCGUGCAUUUUUCGGCGACCAACGGAAUCGACGUGGAUCUUUCGCGGCCUACAGAAAUUAACGAAAGUUCUGCGUCAAAACCCAACAUGCCACAGUUUUCCGAGGUGUCGUUAAACAAGGACUGCGUCUCAGCGAAAAUCAAGUCUCCCCGGAAAAUACUCCACUUUAGCGAUGGCGUCUUGGAAGAAUACAGCUCGGAAGACGAAAGCGAAGCGUUAGUGCCGGACACCAGCAAUCUGACAGUUGCCGAUCCGAAAACAAUGUCAUGGUUCCCUUACUUCUUUCAUUUGGCACUGCGGAUGGGCACAAAAGCUCUAGCAGUGUGCGACUACCUCGGAGAACACUUGGCCUACUUUUUUGGCAUCACCUCACCAAAGUAUCAAUAUGAGCUCGAAGAGUACCAAAAAAUGGUUCAGGAGGAAGAGGAAGAGAAGCGGAGAGAGGCUGAACAAAUGGCUGGCUGGCGAUCGGCUGGCGAUGCUGAGAUUGGAGUUACGACUCAGCCCGGCGCCGCACCGUUGCCGAACAGCACCCAACGUUCGGCCGACGUCCCUCUCCAACAUUCGGCGGACGUUCCUCUUCCCCCCGUCCCGGCCACACCAGACCAACAAUCCAUGCAGUGGCAGCGGUACUGACUCUUUUCGAACCGCGUUGACGUGUUGGAUCUUUGAGCUUUCUGACGGCGUCACAAGGUCCAAGUGAUGCCGUUGGUCUCGGCCAGUGACAUGUGGCUGUGGCUGUGGCAUCUGUGGAAACGGCGCUCAGUCACAGUGUAUGUUUUUGGACGAAGUCUUGCCAAGAUAUGCGAGCCAUUCGAUUGGCAUCGAGUGAACAAGGCAAGCUAUUAAUGGAGAUGAAUUGCAUUCAAAUCUCGUUAAUUCAGACACUCUUAGUUCAAACUUGCGCAUAAUUCAAACUAACAUGCAGGCCCACCCUAUGCCUCUCUAUGGGAGAAAGCUCCCGGUAAUUCAAACUUUGCUUUAUUCAAACAAAUUUUGGGUCCCCCUCGAGUUUGAAAUAACGAGAUUUGACUGUAAUGUUAAAAUCUCUACAUACAAAUUGAAUGCGGUGUGUCGGUGAAAAGUAACAUAAAACAAACCUCAUAUUUGGGAUCAGUUGAGAAACAGAAACCUGUCAUUUCUGCAACGUACAUGGCUUGCUGUGUUCCUGUCUCAAUGUAACAUAUAUUUGGCAUAUUUCUGAGGUAAAUUGGCAUAUAAAUUACCUUUGUCUGCCACAAACAAUGCUCAGUUUUUAUGGAUCAGCAUGUUGAAAGUCCACUGAACACUCUCGUUCAGUUAUUUACAGUUGUGCGAUUGGUUUAAUCUUCGAUUCCUGGACGAUUUCAUUCGCACUACAAAAAUUUCAUCAAUUUGUGUGCAUCCUAUGACAAUAUUUAGUUGCAUUUCAGGUUCAUCUUUUGAGCUGGUGACUACUGUAAUUUUUCAAAAACCGAAAACUUCAAAACUGUUGCUGUUUUAAUAUUGACAGCCUCUAAGGUGAACUUUGGUAUCCAAAGUUUUAUUAAUUUAAAAAAAGGAACUUGUGUCGACGAGACAGGAUAAUUGAUGAUAACGGUCACGUUUUGGGCUUUCUUUUAUUUUUUUUUGUGAAGAGAUGGAAU
This is a messenger RNA of Ixodes scapularis (black-legged tick), 1732 nucleotides long. Its product is annotated as protein FAM177B. The transcript is spliced from 5 exons. The record is from RefSeq and is a predicted model, not a curated record. Lineage: Eukaryota; Metazoa; Arthropoda; Arachnida; Ixodida; Ixodidae. Bases 93 to 743 code for a protein of 216 amino acids.